AUGGGGGGGUCAUUCAUUUCCACUAUGCGCGAUCAUGCAGCUGGUGGCACGGCUGUAAUGAGAACGACCGGCGCGCAAGACAAAUGGCGCGUAGAGCGUUCGAGGCGCCCGUGUCCGCGACGCACACAUAAACAACACCGUAAGACCCGCCCCCUACCCCCUUUUUACCGAGUGAGCGAGGUCAAAGCUCAAGGCGGGGGGAAUAUUAUUGUGAUUUAUGUCUCCGACGGUCAGUUAGGACGAGGCGACGCGGUGGGAGAUCGGCUCGGCUUCGGCAACUGCAAUUGGGGCGUGACAGUGUUGGGUUUUUGA
This is a messenger RNA of Knipowitschia caucasica, 312 nucleotides long. The record is from the annotation of a GenBank genome assembly. Lineage: Eukaryota; Metazoa; Chordata; Actinopteri; Gobiiformes; Gobiidae.